Orbilia oligospora ATCC 24927 is the source of this 540-nucleotide messenger RNA. RefSeq lists its product as uncharacterized. NCBI's taxonomy places the organism in Eukaryota, Fungi, Ascomycota, Orbiliomycetes, Orbiliales, Orbiliaceae. The record is from RefSeq and is a predicted model, not a curated record. The coding region runs from base 1 to 540 and encodes 179 amino acids. The transcript has 2 exons.
AUGCAAAGAUUGUUGGAUCCCAAGAAAUUUAGAAAGGAUGUUUUCGAUGGGUUGAAAAGAGGAGUGGAUGCGACUGACGGAAUCCCAGAUGUGUUUUUCCAGGGUACUAUGUUAAUCAAAUCUAUGGAGAUUUGGUUGGUCCAAAAGAUGAAUUUCGACAUUUACACUAUAAUACGGUCAUACAUGACGGAAACUAACGUCAUUCAAGAUCAACGGGAUUUACUGGAGGCGAACAAUACGGCUCUGAUGGAAAAGAUGGAAAUCCGGAUGGGAUACCAUUUUCGGUGUGGACACCAUGUGAAUGGAACCUUUUGGGAGCAGAUGAUACAGAUUCCUGAGGAGGAUAUGGUGCAUUCGCUUGUGGAUAAUGCUCGAGUGGAUAAUAAAGGUCGUGGAAGGCUAACACCAGGGAAGCAAGAUGAUGAUAGGAAAAUCUUGAAUCUUCUGUAUUGGCCGUUCAAGAAUACACCUGGGGCAUUCGAGUAUGUCGAGAAAAUGAUACCGGAGAGAGAGUCGAGAUUUUCCUGUGAACUUGUAUGA